CUUGUGGAUGCACAGGCAAAAAUCCUGAAAAUGAUGGAUGACAACAAGCAGUUGGCUCAGCGCAUCGAUGGGGCCAUUCAGUCCGCCAGCCAGGAGGUGACCAACCUGCGGUCAGAGCUGAGCGCCACCAGCCGCAGACUGGCCGAACUGGGGGCGAGCGACUCUGCCGGCGUGCUCGAGACCCUGCAGCAAAACCACAACGGUAGGAGAGUCGCUCGAAAUCCCUCUCCCCACCAAAGGCAGAAGCCGUCGGCCACUGACCUCUGCUACAAGACUGAAAUCAGCAGUCUGAUGGACUUCAACUCUCCGGACGCCUCGCUGGACAAAGUCCUGCUGCGCGAGGAGGUGGCCCAGCUCCAGGAGGAGGUGCACCUGCUCCGGCAGAUGAAGGACAUGUUGAGUAAGGACCUAGAAGAGACCCAGGGGGGCUGCUCGGCCGACGUGCUCUCCGCCACCGAGCUGCGUGUGCAGCUGGCCCAGAAGGAGCAGGAGCUGGACCGAGCCAAGGAGGCGCUGCAAGCCAUGAAGUCGGACCGUAAGCGCCUGAAGGUGGAGAAAGCGGACCUGGUGAACCAGAUGCAGCAGCUUUAUGCCACACUGGAGAGCCGGGAGGAGCAGCUCCGCGACUUCAUACGCAACUACGAGCAGCACAGAAAAGAGAGCGAGGAUGCGGUGAAGGCGCUGGCCAAAGAGAAGGACCUGCUGGAGCGAGAGAAGUGGGACCUGCGGCGGCAGACCAAGGAAGCGACGGAGCACACGGGGAUGCUGCGCUCGCAGCUCGACCUGAAGGAGAACCGCAUCAAGGAGCUGGAGGCGGAGCUGGCCAUGAUGAGUAACUGUGUCAAUCAGAGAAUGGAGAUCCAGGUGUUUGAGCGGGACAGGGACUACUCUCCUAGGGUCACGGCGGCCAAACAGUCACUAGCAACCCUGACCAAGGAUGUGCCCAAGCGCCACUCUCUGGCCAUGCCCACGGAAACGGUUGUGAACGGCAACAACCAGGAGUGGGUGAUGCAGGCCGACCUUCCCCUGACCGCUGCCAUCAGACAGAGUCAGCAGACCCUCUACGUCCACACGGGCCACCCCACUGACCGACAAGUGGCUGCCGUGCGAGUGAGCCCGUGCCACUCGCGGCAGCCCUCCGUCAUCUCCGAUGCCUCGGCGUUGGAGGGAGACCGGUCAUCCACACCGAGUGACAUCAACUCGCCACGCCAUCGGACCCACUCCCUCUGCAAUUCCCUAGAAGACCUGGAGGAGGCGAAGCGUAAGAAGAAGAAAGAGAAGAUGGGCCUGGGCUCUCUGUCGCGUGUCUUCGCCCGGGGGAAGCAGCGCAAGUCCCUCGAGCCCGACUCCUCCAAUCCGCCUCUAAUUCGGUCGCACAACACAUCCCUCAGCCGCCGAGAAAGCUGCUCUGCUUGAUGUUCGCUCAAAUGAGACUUCAAAGACGCUGCUAAGCGAGGAAUAAACUUUCUAUGCAGAACAGUUUGUUCCACAUCAACAUGAAGCCAAACAGGAAAUGCAAGAAAAUGUGUUUUCUAUCUGCCAAGAUAGAAGGUACAUGCCGAAGGUACAUGUGUCACAUGCAUGCACAUAGUCCCAGUCCCCAGAUGCAUGCUGAACAAAACCCUGCUAACAGAUUGUCUUUCUCUCGGUAUAUUGUCGAGGAGGGCUUUUAAAAAAAAAAAAAGAGAGAGGUCAGUUACUAAUUUCAUGAUGUUCAUUCAUGGUUCUUUUCCAUUUCAAAUGAAGUUAUUCGAUUUCUUAUUUAGAAAAACGUUCUGAUGGAUGUUAAUGAGCUUAACAUGCCAAACUAAAUACAGAAAAGUUUAAUCUGCACCUAGUCAGCUCUUUGUACAAACUUACAUUUAAAAUGUAUUCAUGGUCAGUUAACGGUCACAAAGAAACCUCGGCACUACACUUUGAAUGCUUCAGUAAUUAUCCCAGUUAUUCAUGAGGCUUUGUGCCAUUCUCUUACUGUAGGAUCUUACAGUAGCUUGGCACUUAAUCGUUUUUUUAAUACUUACAAAUUAUUCUGGGAAAAGUUAGUCCAACAAAAGAAAGCUAUAAUCAUUAUAUAAGUAAGAUAUUGUAGAUAUUAUACUGAUGGUUAAGGCUUUUCCCAACCUCAGGAAUUAGGUCACUUUACCAGAGAAUCUGAACUUGAAUUGAGAGUCCUGAGCGUGGCGCCGGCGUUCAAUAAGAAUAACGAGUGGCAACCCCGGAGCUUAAAUAUCAGAUUCAAGCAGGCUAAUCAAACCUUCUCCCAUGACCCCCAACUUCUGAUGCACAGUUCAAGCCACCAGCUGGAGCGGAAAAAAAGCAAUUAACUUUGUGCCAAAGGUUAAUAGCGUUUCUUUAAGCACAAGAAUGACUUGAGACGUGGGAUUAUUUUCAUCCAUUUAUUGGAUGGAGCCGGAGUCGGCACUGCCACCCCCAGGAAAUCUUUUCUCUCCCUGACUUUAAACUAACACUGGGUAUCCGUCGGACUCGUCUGAAACACUUUAGAGUCACAGAUCACAGCGUUGUUCACCCACAGUGCGGUCAGAGAUUAGCAUUUAGCUCAACCUGCUUGGGCGCUCACAUGUAUUGGAUUUAGAGGUGAAUCCCGGAGGUAACACACAGAUAAGUCACAUGUAUUUAAUUGUAUAUAUAAGAACAACAGCUCAACCACUUUAUUUCAUUAUUCAUUUAAUGAGAUGUAUGGAAGUCUAGGGUAUUUUUUCAUUUAAUCAACCUCUGCUGAGGGGGGAACACAUAUCAAAUGAAAAACAUUGUAUAAUGUUUAUGUUUUGAGCCGCGGCCUCUUUGUCUUUUUGUUUGUUUGUUUUUUUCCACAAAUAUUUUACUUUUUGUAAAUUACAGAAAUCAAAUUAAUAUUAUUAUGAAAAGAGUUUUUAUUUAAAGUUAAAGUUGUAGGCUUAAUUGGAGGACUUCUAUUGUGAAGUCCUGAGAUGUUUAGAAGUGGAUAUAGUAGCAAACUUUUAAAGGCAUGGCAACAAAUUUACGCUCAAAAGAACUAAGAAUAAGAUUAUUUUAAAAUAAAAUAAAUAACGUUGAACUUC
This is a messenger RNA of Pseudoliparis swirei, 3059 nucleotides long. RefSeq names its product kazrin-like. The transcript is spliced from 11 exons. NCBI's taxonomy places the organism in Eukaryota, Metazoa, Chordata, Actinopteri, Perciformes, Liparidae. Bases 31 to 1416 code for a protein of 461 amino acids. The record is from RefSeq and is a predicted model, not a curated record.